Molecule: messenger RNA, 5226 nt
Organism: Girardinichthys multiradiatus
Lineage: Eukaryota; Metazoa; Chordata; Actinopteri; Cyprinodontiformes; Goodeidae
Product: amphoterin-induced protein 2-like
Exons: 2
Coding region: 211-1728 (505 amino acids)
Molecular function (GO): protein binding
Source: RefSeq, a predicted model, not a curated record
ACACGCUUCGCUCCAUUGAGAUCCAAGUUCCCUGCAUGAUUUUAGGAUUUAGGAACGGCCGAGUGUCGGCAUUGGAGGGCAGACGGGGAGGAUUGGAAAAGGCAACAGUGUGGACGGGAAGGUGUGCAGUGUGUUAUCGGAGACUUGUAAACCUGACCUGUGUGCACCAAGUGAGACGGUAACCUGAGUUCCAUCCCAGGGGUAUCCAGUAUGCAUGCUGUUGCCUCACAGCUUUUAGGCAGGACCAAUGUUGGAGGCAGCUGUUGCAACCCUGCUGUUGAAGCCAUGCUGCUCCUUCUGUGUCUUGGCUUCAUUCCCACAGUGGCCCCUUGCCCACCACACUGCCUUUGUGCCAGUGAUAUAAUUUCCUGCAGUGGGAGCAAUCUGUCCGCAUUACCCUUUGGUCUUCCUAGCUAUGCCACGAGGCUGGACCUGAGCCACAAUGCCCUGAGAGUUGUGCAUGUAGACUGGGUUUCACAACCGUUUCACUGGCUCACCACACUGGUUCUCAGCUGGAACUCCAUAAGCCAAAUCGAGGUGGCCGCCUUCAUUUUGACACCACAUCUCCUCCACCUGGACCUUUCAUCUAAUCAAUUGAGAGUCCUGAACUCAUCCAUCUUCACUGGGCUGACAGAACUGAAAGAGCUGCUGCUGAUUGGAAACCAGAUUGCCCAAAUAAUGCCAGGAGCCUUUAGUGAUGUCAAUAGCCUACAGAGACUCUACCUUUCUGUAAACAGCCUAACCACUUUCCCUCUGGGACUCUUUGAAGACCCUGGAGGACCGCGUAACCUGACCUUCCUGGACCUGUCACACAACAGGCUGUCCAAGUUACCUAUCCAGAGCUUGCUGUCUGUCAGCCGCCAUGCAGUAAUAUAUUUACAGGAAAACCCUUUGCUCUGUGACUGUGCAUUGAUUGCCUUGCUUGAAUACUGGCUAUGGAAACAGUAUCGUCCUCUGGUGGACUUCCAAGGGGAAUACCAAUGUAGAGGCACUGCAGUUCGAGAAGUAAGGUGUACACAUGGAGGUUUGUCGGAUGUACCCCUUGUGGCACAAAACUAUCAAGUAGAGCCUGGUGAAUGGCUAAGAGUGCCCUGUCCUGGGUUAAAAUUGCCUGUACAGGAAGGAUUGAUAGUCUUCUGGGUUACCCCAAAAACAGCAGUGAAUUCAACAGCAAGUGAUCCAAGUUCUCAUCUGUCAGUUCUUCCCAAUGGCACCCUUGAAUUCCAAGGAGCUCUAAUGGAAGACUCUGGCAUAUAUGAGUGUGUGGUGGCACGGGGACGCUACUAUGAUGUGGAGGAAUCUCCGGAGGCCAGAGUGAUGGUCGGAAACUCAACCAUUUCCUCCACCACAAGCUUGGCUCGUCGCAGCAGCGGCGAACAUUUCAACACAGCGUUUACCACCCUUGCUUCCUGUGUGAUAAGCAUCAUACUGGUCCUCCUUUAUCUCUACCUCACUCCCUGUCAGUGUCGAGAAAGCCGAGGUGGUGGCUCCAGAGGCUGUGGUGCACGGGCCAUCAUUCUCUGUUCAGACCCUAGAGAGGUAGAGUCGGGACAAAGGCGUGCCAAUGGAAAAAGAGUGGUGUUCUUAGAGCCUCAGGCUGACGACUCAGAUAUUAGCGUCCCCAAAACACCAGUUAUGACAUUGGACCAUGUUUCCAAUGAGGGAAUUCUGAAAAAUGGAAGUAGGACAGUGGGACACACCCUCACAGACCCCACUCACAUGACAUAGUGAGGGAAAAGCACCUCCUGCACAACACUGUACUCACAGUCUUAUGUUUUUCAAUGUGGAAAAAAGUCCAUUUGAUGUAUAGUAGUUCUGUAAAGUAGUUGUCCACUUUGGGUUGGGGACUUUGUCUGAAAUGCACAGAGUAGAAUUUAAAUUAUGUCUGAAAUCUGAUUUAUAUUCAGAGUUCAUAUGGAAAUGUCCCUGUUAUGUCAGAGAAUCGUUCCUGCAUGGAUCACAGAGAUCAUAGAAACAUAGGAGGGCUCUUUAAAUUGGGCCAAUAGGGAUAUUUUCACACCUGACUGAUGAGCUGAGUUGGUGGACUUUUACUGUUAUUAGUCUACAGUGUCCGGCAUGUGCUGUGGAUAAAAUCAUAGUUUUGUCUGUUCAUGUUAAUCUUUCACCUCAUGGAACAUUUUAAAUGUUCUUUUUGUUUUAGCUUUUUUGUAAUGCAAAUGUUGUAGAUCAUUAGGGAAACGUUUGCCCCUUUUUCACUGGCUCGAUUUGGUCCUACUCGAGUCCACUUGGCUCGCUUUGCGAGCGUUUCCAUUACUGUUUUUUCCGUACAGGUAUCUACUUUUUUGGUCCCUGCUCCUGAGUACAUGUGACGUGAACAGACUGCUGUUCACUGAUUGGCCAUCGGACCAGGAGAAAUGAGAAACGUUUUGUUGAGACAAUGCAAGGAAAAGUUAAUAGAACUCAAAAGCAAGUAUAAUAUUAAGGACCGCAGUGGCCAGAGCAGGUCAUACAUGUUAUUUUACCAUUUACAGAUCAUAAACCAUGCCUGAAGGCUGACAGAAAAUAAAAGGGAUAUAUCAGCUUUCCAAAUUACACGCAGGCAGAGCGUUGUAUUUAAUAACAUCCUAAAUCAGCUGAUCACACAUAAAAUCAGCUGUUCAGAGGCACAAACAUUUCCCCCAAAACCACAAUAAAACAACGUGUUUGGUUCGGACAUUUAUUGACGAACCAGCGUCUGCAGGAGGAGGGAGCAGGCAGAGAGCAGCUGCCCGUAAUCAGACUGCUUGCAUCGGAUGAGUCCGCUGAAUCUGUGGGGCACGAAUAUGUAACAUCCAACCUAAAACUAACUUCAAAGGUCAAAAGUCCACGGUUUUGCACUUUUAAGUUCUUGUCCUUGUUAUUGCCAUUUAUAAGACAAAAACUUCUUCAUAAAGCUCAAAAUUGUAACUUCAGGCUAACUUUAGAGCUUUACCAGUCUAGACAGCAGCGUCUCUCUUCUCUACUUCUCUUGCCAUGCCCACCGCACAUCAGAACCCCUGAGCCUUAUUUUAGAACUUCUGGCUGGGCUGUGGUCCAGAUAAUCAUCCUAGUGGAUCAUUUUAGGCAUAAAAAACAAAUAGGACAUUCUUACAUUUACAUUAAUACAAACGUCAUUAGUAUUUAGUUUAUUUAUGUUUUUAUUUUCUAUUUAUUUUUUAUUAUUUCACACAGAUUAAUGUAACAAUGUAACACAGUACCGUUAACAGCAGCACAGCGCGCUGCACUCAUGGCUGGAGGCGGGGUUUCAGCCACCAUAGCUUCAGCCAUCGGCGGGUCAGUGAAAACACAACAGCUACCGGUGCAGAGCCGCUCCGGCUAAAACAAGCCAGUGGAAAAGGUGUAUUUGAUAUUAGACAAAGACAUCCCGAAGUUGUAUAUGAAUAAAUACAUUAUGUAGUUUUCAAAUGAUGAUUUUAUUAAUGGAAAAAGCUAUCCAAACCAGCUAGGCUACAACCUUUUAGUGGAGUAAGUAAAGACCCCAUUAACCUAAUAACUGCUGUGUCACUCUUGAUGGAAACAACUGCCAUCAAGCUUUUGCAAUAACUAGCACUGAGUCUUUUAAAUAUAGACAUUUUUUUUAUAAGGUUCUUGAGCAUGAACAACCUAUGUGAGGUCAUUAGGCAACAUCUCAAUCAGAUUUAAGACCGGCCGUUCCCUAGGUUGCUCCAAAACCCAUAUUUUUUAAAAGAAAAAAAGCCAUUUAGAAGUGGACUUGCUGGUCUUUUGGAUCACUGUCCUGACCAAAAACAAAAUGUUUUCCCAAAAGUCUUGGGAAUCACCAAAAGGCUUUUUGGCUAUGGAGGUUGUCCUUUCUUUACAGGGAUUCUGGCCUUGCAACUCUCCCGUGGAUGCUGUUUUUGCCCAGUCUUUAUUUCUUAGUGUAGAAUUACGAACACAGAACUUAAUAGAAUUAAAUGAGACCUGCAGUGUUUUAGAUGUUGUUUUGGGUUCUUUUGUGACUUCCUGAAUGAGUCGUUGAUGCAUUCUUGGAGUAAUUUUGGUUAUCUGGCAACUUCUGGUAAAUUUCAUGGCUGUUCCAUGUUUUAUCCAUUGGUAGAUAUUGGCUCUACAAUGAUGCACUAGAGUUGCAAAGCCAUAGAAGGGCUUUUGUAACACUUCCAGACUGAUAUACGUCAGUGAGAUUGUCAUCUGUUCUCAUCGGGGGAUGAUGUAUUGCUUUUUGAGAUCUUGUAGCUUACCUUGCAAUGUCAGGUGGUUUCGUUUUAAAUGCUUUCUUGAUAAGGCAGGUUUGGGAAGUAAUCGGAACUGGGUGUAACUAGUGAAACUAAAUUCUACUUUCCAAAAAAACGUGCUGAAAACAGUACGUUCAAGAUACUACCAUAGGUGGAAUUACUUUUUCACAUGGGGCCAGGAUUUUGUAGAGAGGGAAAUAAUAAAUGAAAUCAUCCCUGAAAAUUUGCCUUUGCAUUUUUAAGUUGAUCUUUGAUAUAAACAUUUGCUGGAUGGUCUAAAACACUGGCAACUAAAAGGCUGGCAAAAAAGCAAAAACUGUAACGGGGCAAAUACUUUUUCACAGAACUGUAUUUAUAUACAGCUGCUUUUAACUGGAAACCUUACAAUUUUCUUUCUUGGCUCAGGAUAUCUGAGUCCAUUUAAUGUAACAAUAAUUCAGUGUUGACUCAGAACUACACAUAAAGCUUAUUACUAUGCAUAAAAAUGGGCCAUUGACUCUCAAAUGACAAGUUCUCAGUGAAAAAAAGUUGAUUGUAAAUGUCCAUGGUAAUUUGUGACUGUGAUGCCUGCAUUACAUAGAAACAUGAGGAAAAUUCUGGUAAAACAUGGAGGAAUAUUUAUUUUUUGUAUUAAUGUGCAUAUGGGCAUAAAGACGGCCUUUUAUGAAAAGUCAGCAUUAAUUUCAAAGCUGUGUAUUUCAGUGGGAAAUUUGACUCCUAACUGCAAGCACCGAAAAAAGUCAAUUUAUGUCAGUUGUUACUGUUAUGCUUAAAGAAAUUUGAAAUUUGUAUUUCCACCACCAAACAUUUUCAUCCUUAAACUAUUAAGGUUUCCACUAGUUUAAGCUGUUAAUUUCUCCUUUGCUGUGAAAAUUGGACAGCAAAUGGUAUUGUCAAGUUACGUAAUGGUCCUAUGUUAUUCUCUAUAUACACUCACUGGCCACUUUAUUAGGUACACCUUCCCAGUACCGGGUUGGACCCCUUUUGCCUUUGAUCCUUCGUGGCAUAGAUUCAACAAGGUACUGGAAACAUU